Molecule: messenger RNA, 2028 nt
Organism: Malurus melanocephalus (red-backed fairy wren)
Lineage: Eukaryota; Metazoa; Chordata; Aves; Passeriformes; Maluridae
Gene: FKRP
Product: fukutin related protein
Exons: 3
Coding region: 1-2028 (675 amino acids)
Biological process (GO): protein O-linked glycosylation via mannose
Cellular component (GO): Golgi apparatus
Source: RefSeq, a predicted model, not a curated record
AUGCGCGUGACCCCGUUGCGCGCCGCCCUGGCCGCCGCCCUGUCCCUGAACCUCGUGCUCCUCCUGCGUCCCCUCGCUGUCCCCUCCCCCCCCUGCCGGCCGCCGCCCCUCCCCCCCGGCGUGACGGUCAUCGUCCGCGAGCUGCCGGACGUCCCCGAGCGCGACGCUUCGGCCACGCUGCGGUCGCUGCACGUGGACCUGUGGCCGUUCUACGCGCGGCCGGACGGGGUGAUGACCAAGGACACGUGGUUGGGUCACCCGCAGGACGUGGAGUUCCCCGAGAGGCUCCUGGAGCCUCCGGCCAGCGUGGCCUUCGCCGGAGUGACCGCCCGGGCCCCGCGCGACCCCCGCGCCUUCCUGGAGCUCAAAUUCGGGGUGGGAGUGGUGGAGAACCCCGAGUACCCCAACCCCGCUGUCCGGAGAUUGGCCGAGGAUUUGGACAAUAAACCACGCCGUGAUGGGGACAGUGAUGGGGGACAGGGCGGGGUCAGGGUGGUGGCGGCCGCAGUGGGGCCACGCCCGGCGCGGUGUCUGCAGAUGGACGUGGACGUCAGGGCGUGGACGGUGAGGUACAGCUACGGUGAGCAGCGGAGUGACCACCGAAAUGACCACUGGAAUGACCACCAGAGUGACCAUCACAAUGGCCACCAGAGUGACCACUACAGUGACCAUCACAAUGAUCUCCAUGGCGAUCCCAGUGACCACCACAACAACCCCCGAGGUGACCACCAGAGCGAUUCCCAUGGUCACAACACCAACCCCCACGAUGACCACCAGAAUGACCACCGGAAUGACCGCCAGAAUGACCACCAAAAUGACCACCAAAACGAUCACCUGAAUGACCACCAAAAUGACCAGCGGAGCGAUUUCUAUGCUGCUCACCAGAGUGACCACUUGAAUGACGGCCAAAAUGACCAGUGGGGUGAUUUCCGUGCUGCCCAGCAGAAUGACCACUUGAAUGACCACCAAAAUGACCAGUGGGGUGAUUUCCGUGCUGCCCACCAGAAUGACCAGUGGAAUGACCACCGGAAUGACCCCCAGAGUGACCCCUGGACCGCCCACCCGCGGCUCUGCGGCGCUCUGGACGGCGCUCCGGCCGUUCUGCUGCUCCGCACCCGCGACCUUUUCUCUCUCCCGUUCCCCCUGAGCCGGCCGGUGGUCACCUCGCUGACCAUCCAGGCGUCCAUCCGCGGCUGGCGGCUGCUCCUGGUGCCGUGGUCAUUCCCGCUGACCGCCCGGUCGCCGUUAUCGCCGCACGGCCAGUGGAAAACGCGGSAGUCGCAGGCUCGGCGCCACCGGGCACUGAUGGCCGAGCUGGGGGUCAAGCUGGAGCUGCUGCCGGACGGCGGCCGGAGCUGGCACGGCUGUUCCAAGGACACCCCGCGCUGUUUUGGCACCGUCCACUCUCAGACCCCGCAGUAUCUCCUGUCCGGCCGCUGGACACCGCCCUGCUGCCUGCGGGCGCUGCGAGCCACCGCCCGGCACGUGCUGGCCCAGCUGGAGGCGGCCGGAGUGCGCCACUGGCUGGAGGGAGGGUCACUCCUGGGCGCCGUCCGCCUCGGGGACAUCAUCCCCUGGGACUACGACGUGGACGUGGGGCUGUACCGCGACGAUGUCCCCAAAUGUCRCUGGCUGGCCCAGGUGGCCGCCACCGGCCGGCCCGUGGAGGACACGGAGGGGUUCUGGUGGGAGAAAGCGGCCGAGGGCGAUUUUUACCGCGUCCACUACAGCCGGACAAACAGGCUGCACGUGGACCUGUGGCCGUUCUACGCGCGGCCGGACGGGGUGAUGACCAAGGACACGUGGUUGGGUCACCCGCAGGACGUGGAGUUCCCCGAGCGGCUCCUGCAGCCUCCGGCCAGCGUGGCCUUCGCCGGAGUGACCGCCCGGGCGCCGCGCGACCCCCGCGCCUUCCUGGAGCUCAAAUUCGGGGUGGGAGUGGUGGAGAAUCCUGAGUACCCCAAUCCUGCUGUCCGCAGGCUGGCCGAGGAUUUGGGGGACAGGACGGACAAUAAAACACCCCGGUGA